This is a messenger RNA of Trypanosoma grayi, 651 nucleotides long. Its product is annotated as I/6 autoantigen. Gene Ontology annotation, molecular function: calcium ion binding. The record is from RefSeq and is a predicted model, not a curated record. NCBI's taxonomy places the organism in Eukaryota, Euglenozoa, Kinetoplastea, Trypanosomatida, Trypanosomatidae. The coding region runs from base 1 to 651 and encodes 216 amino acids. The transcript has a single exon.
AUGCCUGCUUCCCCAGCUGAAGCUUUCGAAAGGCGCCACCUGAAGCGCAACGACGGGGACAAAGUCCUGCCACCGUCGAUGGCGCUUGUCGCCGCUCUCGAAGCCGGAUACCGGUUUAAACUUUCUUUUGUCGAGGAAGCUGCUGCUUCCGCCAAGUACCCUGGCCUCUUGACAAUGGACGAGUUCAUCUCUCUCUGUGAGCGAAACCCUGACAGCUCUCUCGACGCAGAAGAAAUGGCAAAGCAUGUUUCUGUCCUUGCACCGGGCGGUUUUGUCACUCGCGCCUCUCUUCAUGAAGCAGCGGCAAAGGCUGGUUCCAGCGAAGAUUCAUUGAACACGGACGAAAUUGACGCCCUUUUCAAUGCUCUAGACGAGGAAAACACCGGCUCUAUUUCCGCUGAAAGACUCAUGGAGGUAAUCAAUGGUAAACAGGGGAAGGAGAUGCUGUACAAGCAGCGGAAGGAGUAUUCAAAGGCAAAGAUUGCCGCGGAGGAGCUUGCCGCAGAGAAGGAGCGCGCGGCCGAGAGGGAACGCGCAGCCAAGGAGGCCGCCGCCGCCGCUGCUGCCGCCGCCAAACCUGCAACCCCGAAGCCUCCUCAGAACGCUGCUCCUGAGAAUAAGGAGCAGAAGAAGGCAAUGUGUGGAUGUUAA